CGCCCACUGCUCGCCCUGCUUCCUGCCUUGCUCAGGAAAGGGACGGCGCUGACGGCUGGGACGACGCGAGGUGCGACAAAAAGCCCUUGGAAAGACGCAAGAGAGCGGGGAACGGUCCUGGUUUGCACCGUCCGUCGGGAGAUAAGCACCCCAAGUUACCUGAGAGGCCGAAUUUGUCAACGAAGCGGCGCCGGAAAAUGUCGAACAGUCGUCAGCUUAGCGAGAGCAGGGCCAUCCCGACCAGGACGGUGUUGAUCAACGACUCAACGCAGCUACCUCAUGACUACUGUACCACCCCUGGAGGCACUUUAUUCUCGACCACUCCCGGAGGAACACGGAUCAUCUACGACCGCAAGUUCUUGCUGGAUAUGCGUAAUUCGCCCAUUGCCCAGACCCCGCCCGCUCACCUGCCUGUUAUCCCCGGUGUGACCAGCCAAAACACGCUCCAUGAGAACCGGAAGAAUGAAGCCAACAACCACGUCAGCAACCACAACGGAAAGUCUAUGACCGGUGACGACGCUCAGUUUGAAAUGGACAUCUGAAAGACUGGCACCAUCGUAAAAAAACAAACAAGUAAAUGACCUGACAUGGCCUGUCAUGUCAGUGGCUUGGCUUAUCGAAACAAAUGUGUUGUUGAGCCCUCGUGGCAGCCAUCUUCUUUCGCUCUCCACCUCGUUGCUGCUGGAUGUCGUCUGCGUGUGUGUGUGCGCGCAUGUGUGUGUGCGUGUAUACGUGCGUGCGUAAAAAUCCGAGGGAUGCAGUGCAUACUGUCUGGUACGGCGGGGGCCUCACUCUGGAAACUGGGUCAAUUUGAAUAGAAUUCCAUAGCUGCUGUACAAUUCAGCCAUACAACAAAGGGAGCUGGCGUGAUGAUUAUGCAUCCACACACACACACACACACGAAUGGCAGUGAGCUCAUUAACAGAGCACGCCUGACUUAUCUCAAGAGGACGCGGCUGUGUUUUUUAUUUUAGCCUUAAUUCUUUGAAAUUUAUUCAGAACUUAUUUUUUUUAAAAAAAUUAAAUCAUUAUAUUUUUUUUCUUUCCGAUUUGGAUUGGGAACUAUUUGAAAACGCUCCACAAUGUGCAGUUUGGUCUCUUUCCGUGUGUAUAGAUUUUUCAAUUUAUGAAAUAAAUUAAAUUAAAAGUAUUUUCUACUGUAAUUGGAGGCCAAAAAGUUAAACGUCGGCCGUUCAGUGAUAAUUCUGACCAUCCUGUGUGGAUGAUCACUGAUUUGAGAAAUUUGGAAAUUGUCAUCAAUUGUUUUCUUGGCGGGUACAAAUUAUAUAAUAUAUUUUUUUCCUCCAGGUGAAAUACUGUAAUAUGGGGAAAGCCUUUUUGGUUGACAAGAGCUUUAUGUUGAAAAAUAGGUGAAAAGCUUUGGGAAAUUCUCACGAAGUUUAUGGAAACUUGAGACAGGAAAUUUUCAAACUUGGACACUUGGAAAAAAAAAAUUCAAAUGACAAUUAAUAAGAAUUAACCAGAAAAAAACGGUUGUGGAAAACAAUGUAGGCAAUUAACAUUUAGUUUUGUCACUAGGAGACAUGCACGAAUAUCGAUUAUUAGUGUCAUAGUUUUUUAUGUGGUUACAUUAUCGAACAACAAAAAAAGAAGAAUGUUGCAAAAAUUAAAUCCAUAUCCAGGUUAUCCCUGUAAAUACUCAUGACAUCCAAAUGAAAGUGUCCCGAUUUGAAAAUUUCCCAAAUUUUGUAACCCUGAUGCAAGAAGGGAGCUGAUACUUGACUUAAAUAUUCCGACCUAAUGUGGAAAUUGAUGAAGCCCAAUGUAAAUUUUAGGCGGGAAGUGCUUUUCGUAACACUGGAAAUGAUCCAGGUAUGGUGUAUGCAUUUAAUUUUUUUUUUUUUUUUUAAAGAUACCAUUUUCUGUAUUAAUGGUCUCUUUUGACUGUAGGUUAAACCGACCUUUACCAUGGUCAAAAGGGUUUCUGAGUUUAAUGGUGCCAUUCCAUAAUCUGCAUAACUCUCCCCAGUGUCCUUAAUCCAUUCUACUGUAAUGAUCUUUUUUUUUUGGUCAUGUAGUUGUACCGACAUCUUACUUAAAUGCAAUGCAGUACAAAAAUCUAGUCAUCAUUUUGUACUACUGCAAAAUGGAUCUUUUUGGGUGGGGGGGUCACCACUGUAAAGAAACAUUGUAUUCAGCAACUGAAGAAAAUGGGUUCUUUUUGCUUUUGUUUGUCGAUGUGGAGUUUGAAAGAGUUGAGAGGAAACAACACAUCACAGUUAUUUGGUUCAACACCCGUUUUCCAUCGCAAAUGGAUUCAUUCUACGUUUUGUCUAGCAAAAUUCUUGAGUGCAGAUUGGACAAGGAGCGCAGAAAAAAAUGGUGUAAUUUUCAAACAACGAGAAAAGAUUUGGAACAAACUUUGAUUUGAGAAAAUAUUUUUCAUGAAAGAUGAAAUUCCAGUGAACGCUCUUGCUACAAGAUCAAUAAAAGUUCCUUAACAAGGAAA
Molecule: messenger RNA, 2470 nt
Organism: Syngnathoides biaculeatus (alligator pipefish)
Lineage: Eukaryota; Metazoa; Chordata; Actinopteri; Syngnathiformes; Syngnathidae
Gene: eif4ebp2
Product: eukaryotic translation initiation factor 4E binding protein 2
Exons: 3
Coding region: 198-542 (114 amino acids)
Biological process (GO): negative regulation of translational initiation
Cellular component (GO): cytoplasm
Molecular function (GO): eukaryotic initiation factor 4E binding
Source: RefSeq, a predicted model, not a curated record